AUGUCGCAACAACAACAGCAGAAACAUAUUGUAGGUAUUCACUACGCCGUAGGUCCCAAGAUUGGCGAGGGUUCCUUUGGAGUUAUCUUCGAAGGUGAAAAUUUAUUGAAAGAUGCGUCCAAUGAACCAGUUGCCAUUAAAUUUGAACCUCGUCAUUCAGACGCUCCCCAACUAAGGGACGAGUUUAGAAGUUAUAAGAUAUUGAAUAAUUGUACAGGGAUCCCUCAUGUGUAUUAUUUUGGCCAGGAGGGUAUGCAUAACAUUCUGAUUAUUGAUCUUCUAGGUCCGUCUUUAGAAGACCUCUUUGAAUGGUGUGGGAGACGCUUUUCCAUCAAGACUACUUGUAUGAUUGCAAAGCAAAUGAUUAGAAGGAUCAAGGAUAUCCAUAAUCAUGACUUAAUUUACAGAGACAUUAAGCCUGAUAAUUUUUUAAUUUCUCAAUAUCAGAGGAUUGGUUCGAAUGAAAAAUGUAUUAAUUCCAACGCUCAUGCGGACCCUAAUCUGAUAUACUUGGUGGAUUUUGGAAUGGCCAAGCAAUUCAGGGAUCCAAGAAGUAAGCAGCAUAUUCCAUAUAGAGAAAGAAAAUCAUUAAGUGGGACCGCUAGAUACAUGUCAAUAAAUACCCAUUUCGGUCGAGAACAAUCCAGAAGAGAUGAUUUAGAAUCUCUGGGUCAUGUCUUUUUCUAUUUCCUAAGAGGCUCAUUACCAUGGCAAGGUCUAAAAGCUGCCAACAAUAAAUUAAAAUACGAAAAGAUCGGAUUAACUAAACAAAAAUUAAACCCUGAUGAUCUUUUAAUGAAUAAUCACAUCCCAAAACAAUUUGCAACAUAUUUAAAAUACGCCCGUUCUUUGAAAUUUGAACAGGAUCCUGAUUAUGAUUAUUUAGUUUCUCUAAUGGAUGAUACGUUGAAUGAACUGAAUUUAGUCGAUGAUGGACACUAUGAUUGGAUGGAUUUAAAUGACGGUAAAGGUUGGGAUAUUAAGAUUAAUAAGAGAACUAAUUUGCAUGGAUAUGGUAACCCUAAUCCAAGGAACCAAACAAAGACAUACGAUCAAACAAAUACGAAUAUAAGAGCUCCUAAGGUGAUGGAUAAUAAUGUCCAUAGAAAUAUGAACAUCGCACAAUUUUCCAAGAAUCAAAAUAUGCAACAACACAAUAACAUACGAGAUAGUUCUAAUUCGAAUCAAUAUCAAUCCAUUAGACAACCUAUUCUUAAUCCUCGUGUAUCAUCUAAUAAGAAUAAUACCUAUAAUUCAAUAGGUCAACGAAUAACGACAAACAAUGAUAAGAAGUCAAAAAAUUAUAAUAAUAAUAAUGAUCAUCGAACAAAUUUCCACGACACUAACUCCGGUUCCAUCCGUAGUUCUCAAGACGAUAAUAACAGAAGAAGAUGGUCAAAACUAUUCUGCUGUCUUAACUGUUGUUAA
This is a messenger RNA of Naumovozyma castellii, 1428 nucleotides long. RefSeq names its product casein kinase YCK3 (gene YCK3). The coding region runs from base 1 to 1428 and encodes 475 amino acids. Lineage: Eukaryota; Fungi; Ascomycota; Saccharomycetes; Saccharomycetales; Saccharomycetaceae. The transcript has a single exon. The record is from RefSeq and is a predicted model, not a curated record.